GUGACAGCGUCUACAAUUUUUUUUUCUUUUUUUCUUCUGAAUUUACUCUUCAACUCUUCACUUAAAAUUACAUCAUUUCGUGUCGCCGGCUGGAAAGAACUGGAAAAGCAGAUUUACUAGUGUUCCGUCGUGCGAUUUUAUAGGAAACAGUUGAAGGACAAUCACCCAGAGACCGAAAGGAGAUGCCGGCAGUCGAUCCAGCGCCCAAUCACCACGAGAACGGCAAAGAACCGGCACCAUGUCGAACGUGCAUGGAUUUCAAAUCCUGGUCCAAACAGCAACGUAAAACCCUGACCACCGUAAGCAGCCCGACGGCGGCCACCAAGUCCUCGUCGGAAGUCACGCACAGGAAAGUAGAGGGACCAGAAGAUCGGACGACCGGUCCGCCAGCAAAUUGCCCUCUAGACAAGGAGCAGCUCGGUCAGCAGACCUGGGGAUUACUACACACGAUCGCCGCCUACUAUCCAACGACACCGACCGAGGCGGAGGAACGAAAUGUGCGAACGUUUUUCACCAGCUUCUCCAAGUUGUACCCCUGCGAGUAUUGUGCGAAGGAUUUCCAGCAAGAGUUGAAAGAGACGCCUCCGGAAACGAAAUCGCAGCAUGCGCUAUCCCAGUGGCUCUGCAGAAUACAUAAUCGCGUGAACGUGAAGCUCGGCAAACCGGAGUUUGAUUGCUCGAAAGUGAACGAACGGUGGCGAGAUGGCUGGUUGGAUGGUUCCUGUGAUUAAGCACCAGAUA
Anopheles darlingi is the source of this 741-nucleotide messenger RNA. RefSeq names its product FAD-linked sulfhydryl oxidase ALR (gene Alr). The transcript has 2 exons. NCBI's taxonomy places the organism in Eukaryota, Metazoa, Arthropoda, Insecta, Diptera, Culicidae. Bases 183 to 731 code for a protein of 182 amino acids. Gene Ontology annotation, cellular component: mitochondrion. The record is from RefSeq and is a predicted model, not a curated record. Gene Ontology annotation, molecular function: flavin adenine dinucleotide binding; flavin-dependent sulfhydryl oxidase activity.